GCGCACAUCCUGCCAUGGAGGUCGAGUUCGACGGGUCUCAGCUGGGUGCGGACCUUGAGGAGGCUUUGGCGGCAUCGGACAUCGAAGGGAUUGCCAAACCAAAGGAAAAAGGUUCGGGGCGCGGUCGUGGCCGACGCGCUGCGAGCAGCGGUGGCCGUGGUAGUGGUAGUCGACAGGGCACAUCGAACAAGAAGCGGAGCCAGGUUUUGGAGCAGAGAUGCGCUGGCUGCUUCCAACUGCACCCGUUGUCAGAGUUCUUUGGCGACACAGGGAUGUGUGCGCCUUUCAAGCGAGCAUGGGAUGCAGUCUAUCGGAUGGCCAAGCGACAGGGCUCCGUCGAGUGGCUCCAGAACUAUUGCAAGGGCCCGGCGAACAAAAAACGGAUCUUGACCCUGUACCUGAAGACCAAGGGCAUCGACGGCAAGGGCAGGAACCCAGCUGUUACACCAUUCAGUUUUGCAGCCGUCAAGGAGGAGUUGAUCCAGGAGACGCGCGUGAAGCGCUCAGCUCACGGCAAGAUGAUGUACAGGGGCGAGUACGUGGACUUCGCGAAGACCCGUGCAGGCGGCGGCCUGAGCGAUUCCGAGGCCGAGUUGCAGUGGUCUCAGUGGGAGGCGGACCCCAAUUUCCUGCUGAGGGACGAGGGCGGGCCGAAACGGAGCGCUGGCUCAUCUGUGCUGUCUGCGGCGGCCCAGCUCCUGAGCCGUAGCGGCGAUUCAAAGAAUGCGUUGGGCUUGGCCUCGGGCUUCGACGACGACGGCGUCCCCGGCAUGAACUUACGUCAGGCCGUUGACGACCUACAGGAGGACGAAGAGGCGGAGAUUGAAGUCGAGGACGCCGAAGAUGGAAAAGAGGAAGACGCUGCAGCAAUCGACGCUGCAGAAACGGCCUCCGUUGCUCCCAGCGCUGCUGGCAUCAGGACCGCAGGCAGGGCUUCGCUGGCGGCGCCAGGCGAGGAACCAGCCCAGAAGAAAUCCAAGACUGACGUUUGGUUCGAGCCUGCCCGGGAGCGCAUCAAGUACAAGAACGACUACUUAAAGCAGGUGAAGAAGUUGAAGACGACGAUCGCAGCUUCCAGAACCAACGGGGAGAAGGAGAUCAUGAGGUUGGCGGCGCGUUGCGAGCCUGAGCAUGAAGAUCAAGCGCUGCUUCGGCCUCUCCGCGAGUUGGUCAAUACUAAGUUGGACUGGAUCAAGCUGGUGCUCGGCAUCGGGGCCCCGAGCGCGCUGGCGCAGAAGGUGGACGAGGUCAAGGCUGGCACUUGGGAGAUCGGCGAAUCCAGCCGCCAGUUCGAGCCACCGUGCCGCAACUACGAGAAGCUGACGACCCUGGACGACUUCGAGGCCAAGGCAAAGGGCUUCGAUACUCUAGAGACCCGGAAGGCCAUGGAGGCGCUCGAGCUGGAACUCAAGGAUCAGCAGGCCGCAAUCGUGGAGUUGGUUAACAUGACUAAUCGGGCGAUCACUGACUUCAGCAGGACGGCUACCGAGUGCGAGAAGUUGCGAGAGCAGCGGCACGGCAAGGGCAAGCCCAAGGCCAAGGCCGCUCCAUCACCAGGGACGGCUGCUGCCCAGAUGGGCGUCGCUGGGGUCCUUGGCCACGUCGGCGACGCGGAUGCCGCUGGAGACAUACCGACGUUCCAAAAGUUCGAGCAGGGCGAAUUCAACCCCCGCAUGCCGUGCCUCUUCACCAACUUUACUUCCGCUAAGGCUUGGGUUCGCAGCGGGCACGCCGUCCGCAAUAAUUUGGAGACCUUCCGUUGCAACUUUGAGGAAGUUCGCAAGACAAAGCGGGCGAAGCGGGCCCAGGACCGAUUGGCGUCGGCGCACGUGGGCGAGAAGGCAUCGGCAGAGAUCCUGGCGCCCUUCCAGGGGGCCUUCGCUGAUUCCCGAGACGUCGAGGGCAUUGGCAGUGCUGCCGCCGCGCUGGGCAAGGAGAUGUGUGUCUGGUCGUACAUCGUCGUGCAAGGCUCGGACAAUGUCUCUUGCGAGAAGUACGCGUUCGGCACCCUUCGCCUCGCUUUGGAGGGGACUCGUUCUAUCGCGUGCGUCUCCUACGCCGCGGUGGCCGCCUUUGCGAAGGCCAAGGGCAUCGAUGAUACGUCGAAGGCUGUCUACAGCGCCUUCGGUGACAUGACGCCGGAGGGUCUGUCCGAGUUCUCCGACUGGCUGAGGAGCAACGACGUGCAAGGCGUGGACAAAGGUGAGCAUCCCGUCAUCUGGCACGGGACGCAGGGGCCAGCUGACAUCUUGUACACGCCCCCGGGCAUGAUAGUCGCAGAGAGGGUCCAGAACAACGUCGACAUGUUGGGCUUGAAAAUUGUCGUUGUCCCGCGGGACCUGGGCUCGGGUGCGUUCGUCGGUUUUCCGCAAGAUGCGGCCGCUGGUGGCGGCGUUGGCCCUGCGAUGCGCGCGGCCCUCGACAUGGUGGAUACGCGUUCUACAGAGGUCAAGGGGGGCGACGGCCCCGCAGGCAGCGCACUGGCGGACGGCAGCAACAGUGGGACGAAGCAGAAUGAGGAUGCUCUGGCAGGGGCCCCACCGAUCGACAAGAAUGGGGGGCACGCCAGCCUGGACGUCGAGGCUGAGGCAGCGGCACCGCCAG
Messenger RNA from Prorocentrum cordatum, 2604 nucleotides. The record is from the annotation of a GenBank genome assembly. NCBI's taxonomy places the organism in Eukaryota, Dinophyceae, Prorocentrales, Prorocentraceae.